CUCCAAGCUUCCAAGCUGAUGCCACCAUCUACGACACUGGGAUCGGCUGGGGAUUUUCAACCACGAAUCCCGCCUCACUGUCGCAUUGAGCCGGGCCAAACUAGGCACCAUCAUUGUCGGCCGAGAAUAAGAACUGUGCAGCACCUCCCUUCUCGCUGCUCAUCGGGUACUUUGAAGCACGUCAGUCGCUCAUAGAAAUCUCUAGCAAGGUCGAUUUCGCCAUGAGGGCCAUCAUGUGUGAGAACUGUAUCCAGUCAGGCCGAACCCUUACACACCUCGUUGUGUUCGAUGCUAGGGUAAGCGUCACAACUCACCACUUCACGAGAGGGAAGAUGCCGGCUGGACGGUUUGGCAUCUCAAAAAGGAGGCUGGGUCUGUACCAAGACCAUGUAGAAUCUUAUGAUUGCCCUAAAGUUAUCAUAAACUUAUCCUAAC
Messenger RNA from Fusarium redolens, 435 nucleotides. RefSeq lists its product as uncharacterized. Lineage: Eukaryota; Fungi; Ascomycota; Sordariomycetes; Hypocreales; Nectriaceae. The record is from RefSeq and is a predicted model, not a curated record. The coding region runs from base 222 to 434 and encodes 70 amino acids. The transcript has a single exon.